Molecule: messenger RNA, 2061 nt
Organism: Thrips palmi
Lineage: Eukaryota; Metazoa; Arthropoda; Insecta; Thysanoptera; Thripidae
Exons: 3
Coding region: 353-1471 (372 amino acids)
Cellular component (GO): extracellular region
Molecular function (GO): chitin binding
Source: RefSeq, a predicted model, not a curated record
CUGGGGGACCGGCUUCUCAUUCCUAUCAGCGACACGCUCCGAGUAAGUGUAUCGGCGAGCCGCCCGUGCUGGGCGUGCUGUCGUUGUGCAGCCCCACCAGUGUGUGUUAGAGACAAACAAGCCGACUGCCGUCUACAGCGAACAGUUUUGGUGCAUCAAACCCGUUGGGUUCCACCUAUCCAUUCACACUUCUUGAAAACUGUAUACUGGAGGGCUUCAAACCACCCAAGAUUUUUGAUUUAACUACCUUAAGUUUGAUGAGCUAACUGCACUCAAGACCACAAUAACAACAAAAAGCAGUAUUAAUAUUGGCGCAAGCAGAGUUUGUUGGCCUUGCUACAAAAAUAUAACCAUGCAUUUUAAAUUGGCCAUAUGUGGACUAUUGGCAAUGAUUGCAGUAGUUUGUUGCUCUCAAGACACAGUGACAAGUGUUGGGCCCGAAAUUACACCAGCUAACCAAAGCGAUGCAACCCUCAUCAGACACAGAAGAGGAUUCUGGAACAGGCUGAGAAGGGUGGGGCGUCCUAUUCUCAAAACAGGACGCAAAUGGAUACCGAGAGUAUUUGAUGGUGUUUACAAAACCGUUAAUUUUGCCAACGAUGCCGUGCAAUUGUAUGACAGCUUUGCUCCUAAACCCGAUCCGAAUGAAGAACUUAGAAGCAUGAUGGCGAUGCUCAUGCAAGCUAUCUAUGCAAUGUUGGAGCAAAUGCAGCAAGACCGCUACAGGGAGCGGCGCUCCGCAGACACUUGCUUAUCGUCCAGAGUCAGCAUUAUUGGAGCCAAUCCUGAACUUGCGAGACAAUUAGUCUCAAAACCUGAAGUUCAAAAUUCCCGGCUACGAGAUUUUCUCGAAGUCGAGGAAGGAGGCCUCAGUUGUGAUGCAAGUUUCUGCCAGAGAAAUGGGGAUGGUCAAUUUGGAUUUGGAUUAUGCACCAAAGGAUAUUGUCAAUGCGCAAAUGGCGUACCCUUUUAUAAAGAAUGUGGCGAAGGUACAGUUUACGAUCCGUUCCACCAAGUUUGCAAUUGGUGUCACGAUGUGUCCAUUUGUGCGUUUUGGAGAAACCCAAAUCAGAUGUGGGCCAUGAAACAUGAUGGAACUAUUGCCCGGCAAAACCCUAAUAAAUGCGUUGAUAACAAGGAUUGGUCAGUCAACAACGGAGGACUAAUCCAGCAAUGGGAUUGUGCCAUUACGACGAAUCAACAAUGGAAAAUUGAACCAGCGCCUGGUUUCACAGAUCGUGCAUUCAUAAUGAACAUUCACAGCCAAAAAUGCAUGCAAAUCAAAGGCAUAUCAUACGACAAUGGCGCUCAAAUAGAGCAAUGGGAGUGCAGCUUCCACUCUCCUCACGCCAAUCAAUUAUGGAAACUGGUUGACGGACAUUUAAUGAAUAUGAAUAGUGGAAAAUGUCUUGAUGCCACGGAUGGCUCUCAUCACAAUGGUGUUAUCCUUCAACAAUGGGAUUGCUCUUAGUUGUAAAACCAUUGACUAUAUAAUAUUAGACUGCUCUUAGCAAAGUAUUAUCAUAUUGUUAUUAAUUUUAGAUCAAGUAAGAAGACAACUUUUACUUUGCCCAAAGCCACAUGAGAUCAUUACAAGAGACGUGAUUGUCUCGUAACUUUUAGAGUCAACAUUUGACCUCAGUUGUGUGGGUGAAAUCUGGCUCCACCCCAACUCCACAUCACAAUUAAUUUUCCAGAUAGUUAUAUUCAUUUUGCUGGUAGUUCUGAAGUGGUGCAAUCAUUGUUUUAUGUAGAAUUUAGUAUCAAUUUCUAAUUGUUUUAAGUUUUUUAAAUGUUUAUCCUUCUAUUGUUUUAGUGUAUACAGUGUAAAAUGUACUGUGAAGUCUUUAUGAGUAGCUGUUAUUUGUUUUGUAAAUUUGUACAUAGUUAAUAAUUUUCUAAAUAUGUAAUGAUGUUUACAUGUGUUAAUUCUUUAAGUGUUCUGUAUGUAAAUAUGUUCUUCCACACCCUGUCAAAAUAUUUGGAUAACCCUCUGACAGAGCUUUGCUCUCUAGGGCAGCCUUAAUAAUAAAUUAAAAAUUCGACAUUGUUAGUAACAUC